AUGACUGCUCGAAAAGCUAAAGAGAGUGCUCACGUGUCUGCAAGUGAUAUAAUAUCGACAUUCAACAAUUUUUUCGAGAAUCUCCCGAACGACAAGAGCUUCGACAUGGCUUAUAAAGUCUAUCUCAAAGAUUUGGCUGAUGUGGAUGACGGUUCGAGAUGUGAAUCCUCGUCGAUUUUGACUCAAAACCAGCCGACGACAAUCGCCUCGUCUGGAUUUGUGAUGUCUAAUCCGAAUGUGAAAAGCCCAUCGCUUCCGUCGUCGGCCACUAAUUGGAACUCGGAAUAUUCGGUGACCGAACCGACGAUGAGCCCGGCGGAUCAGAUUCUGAAGGAUAGCGUUGCUCGCAAGAAGAGGUCGAUGGUCGAUUUGACGGAGCUUAACCAGCUCUACGGAAAAGGCUAUAAGCCGCCAGCCCCAUCUGCACGAACGCCACCAACAAUUUAUGAGAACUUGGCAAUUAAUGCUCCUUCGUCCCCCUCUGCUACUGAUGCAUCGUCGGUUCCGUUGACUUUUAUCGAAAAGCAUCACGAAUUCAAAAAACUCGUGCCAUCUGGGACUGACGGAAGAUUCGAGUUGUUUCUUAAAGUGGCCGAUUGUUUCGAUUAAAAGAAGCAAAAUCUCUCUUGAACUCUUAUCAUAAUCUUGUCGCAAUAAACUUUGAAUCUCACCAC
Molecule: messenger RNA, 674 nt
Organism: Caenorhabditis elegans
Lineage: Eukaryota; Metazoa; Nematoda; Chromadorea; Rhabditida; Rhabditidae
Gene: ZK930.7
Product: RGS domain-containing protein
Exons: 4
Coding region: 1-609 (202 amino acids)
Source: RefSeq, marked reviewed